AUGGAAGGUUCUGAUUUUGUUAGAGUUAAGAGGGGAAAAUCAGGUGAUUCAGGGAUCAUUAAGAUAAAGAGGACAUCAACGCCGGAUGAUGUAGCCUCCGUUCUUUUGAAGGAGAGAGAGGGGCAUGGUGCGGAUAGAGAAGUUGACAGUACCAGAAAAUGUGACGAGGAUGAUGUAGAGAACAAAGACGAUGAUGAUGAUGGAGACGAAGAUGAGGAUGAUGGAGAAGAUGUUGAUGGCCCUGAAGAAGAUGGUGGAGACGUAGAAGUCAGUGAUGCAGAGAAGAAGCAGCAGAGACGCGUCAGCCACGGAUUUCAUUUAGUUGAAGGGAAGAUGAAACAUGGGAUGGAAGAUUAUCUGGUGGCGGAAAAUAGGAAAAUGGAUGGACAUGAUCUUGGGCUUUAUGCAAUAUUUGACGGUCAUUCAGGAUGUAAGGUUGCAGAAUAUUUGCAAAACCAUCUUUUCGAUUAUAUACUGAGUGAGCCUGAUUUUUGGAGGAAGCCUGUGACUGCAUUUAAGAAGGCAUAUAAAAGUACGAAUAACGACAUUCUGGAGAAUGUGGUUGGUGCACGAGGUGGCUCAACAGCGGUGACAGCUAUAUUGAUUGAUCAGAAAUAUCUGGUUGUGGCCAAUGUGGGUGAUUCACGUGCAUUACUCAUUCGGAAGGGGAAGGUCAAACAAAUAACAGUCGACCAUGAACCGCAAAAGGAGGAAGAAAAAGAGGUAGUCGAGAGCAAAGGAGGUUUUGUUAUUAAGAUGCUAGGCAAUGUCCCGCGGGUGGAUGGCCAACUAGCCAUGACAAGGGCAUUUGGAGAUGCAAAAGUGAAGGACCAUAUCACUGUGGAACCUAGUGUGACAAUUGAGAAGAUAGACAAUGACACUAAUUGCAUAAUCUUGGCAAGUGAUGGCUUGUGGAAGGUGAUGUCGAACGAGGAAGUGGCAGAACGCAUAAGAGGGAUAGAAGAUGGGAAGAAAGCAGCAGAAGAGUUGAUCACUGAAGCACUUGUGAAAGGGAGCCGUGAUGAUAUUUCUUGUGUUGUAGUCAUGUUUCACUCAUAG
Messenger RNA from Solanum stenotomum, 1059 nucleotides. RefSeq names its product probable protein phosphatase 2C 28. Gene Ontology annotation, biological process: protein dephosphorylation. Gene Ontology annotation, cellular component: cytosol; nucleus. NCBI's taxonomy places the organism in Eukaryota, Viridiplantae, Streptophyta, Magnoliopsida, Solanales, Solanaceae. Gene Ontology annotation, molecular function: protein serine/threonine phosphatase activity. The record is from RefSeq and is a predicted model, not a curated record. The coding region runs from base 1 to 1059 and encodes 352 amino acids. The transcript has 7 exons.